ACAACUUCUCCCCGGUCACCCAAUGUUUAGCAUAAAGGUUUGAAAUUCAUCACAUUUGACCUGAGAUUUAAUGAUUUAACUUUAAGCGACGUUAAGCAACGUAAGCAAAAUAUAGUUUUGCUCAAAAAAUAAAUAAAAUAAAAACGAAUAAAUUUUGCAUGCAUCUAUUUACAGCCUGGAGAGUCAGUCGUGUAAGAUCAGGAAGGAAGUGGGUAAGUAAAGAAAUGAUCAUCAUAGCCAAAACGCACCGGGAUGUGAGGGGUUAACCUUCUCUUCGCGGUGCAUUGUGGGAUAGCGAAUGAUCAGCGAUGGCGGCCAGACUAAAGCGUCUGAAACUUUUCGUGGUAACUUAUUUGCAUGUAACGUUCCUGUCUUUGCACGCGUUUACCGACGCGGCGGACGUGGCGUGGGAUGAAAACGGAUACAUCCUGUACUGUCCGUGCAUGGGUCGGUUCGGAAACCAAGUGGAUCAUUUCCUCGGAUCGCUGGCUUUUGCUAAAAUGCUGAACCGAACGCUCGCGGUUCCGCCGUGGAUUGUUUACCGGCAUCUCCCGCCUUUUCAAAAUGUGCAUGUUCCCUACAGUGAGUAUUUCCAAUUGGAGCCAGUGAAGCAGUACCACCGUGUGGUGAGUCUGGAGGACUUCAUGGAGCACUUGGCUCCUAAGCACUGGCCCCCGGGUCAGAGAGUGGCCUACUGCUUCGAAUCUGCAGCUCAGAGGAGCGUAGACAAAAAGAGCUGUCCCAUGAAGGACGGAAAUCCUUUCGGCCCCUUUUGGGACCAUAUCGGAGUCGACUUUGAUGGCUCCGUUCUCUUCGGAGGACUGUCGUUCAGCUCGUACUAUCAGCCUCACUGGAUAAAAAGGUUUCCUCCGAAAGAGCAUCCAGUUCUCGCUCUUCCAGGAGCCCCCGCGCAGUUCCCCAUUCUAGAGGAGCACAUCGGACUGCAGGAGUAUGUGGUGUGGUCUGAAAAAAUGGUACAGGAAGGAGAAGACCACAUCAGAAGCCUGCUAAACAGACCCUACGUGGGAAUUCAUCUGAGAAUCGGCUCGGACUGGCAAAAUGCCUGCAAGCUUCUGAAGUCGGGUGAAACCGGUCCUCACUUCAUGGCAUCUCCGCAGUGUGUGGGAUACGAGCGCCAGACCGCCCUGCCGCUGACCAUGGACAUGUGUUUACCAGACCUGCCUGAGAUCCGCCGCGCCGUCAAGCUCUGGGUGAAGAUCACCAACGCUCAGUCCGUUUACAUCGCCACCGACUCCGAAUCACACGCCGCAGAGAUUCAGAGACUCUUCAGGGGCAAGGUGAAGGUGGUGAGCUUGCAGCCGGACACCGCUCAGAUCGACCUGUAUGUCCUCGGUCAGGCCGAUCACUUCAUCGGCAACUGCGUUUCGUCUUUCUCGGCCUUCGUUAAAAGGGAGAGAGACGUUCGCGGGAGACCCUCGUCGUUCUUUGGGAUGGACUACCUGGGAAAAAGGAAAGGAAAGGAGGAGCUCUGAUAAAAAUGAAGAUGUUACGUUUUUUGUAACUGAAGGGUGGUUGAGGUUUUGCAUGUUUCAGGUGUCUGGGCAGAUUUUGGACAAGAACGUUUGGAUAGGGUUCACGUAAUCAAAUGAAG
Puntigrus tetrazona (Sumatra barb) is the source of this 1612-nucleotide messenger RNA. Its product is annotated as GDP-fucose protein O-fucosyltransferase 1-like. NCBI's taxonomy places the organism in Eukaryota, Metazoa, Chordata, Actinopteri, Cypriniformes, Cyprinidae. Gene Ontology annotation, biological process: Notch signaling pathway; protein O-linked glycosylation via fucose; regulation of Notch signaling pathway. Gene Ontology annotation, molecular function: peptide-O-fucosyltransferase activity. The record is from RefSeq and is a predicted model, not a curated record. Gene Ontology annotation, cellular component: endoplasmic reticulum.